CACGGCGCGCGCUCCUCCACGUGCACUCUCACACAGCGGGCAUCAAAGCCUUUACGUCAAGCCAGGCAGGAAGAAGAAAAGCAAAUCUGAUGGCACGAUAGCUGGGUCCUCUCGUCCAGCCGAAACAAAUGCUUCGCCGCUUGCUCUCGCCCAUGGACGCGAUAUUCAGUUUCACACGGAUUUCGUCGUGUGCACCGAAGCUGAGCUGAUCCUAUGGCAGACAUCAGCCCGCCUUGUACACUGUGAGAGAAAAUAAUUUGACGAGAGGGACUGAGAUGAAAAGCCAACAACGACCAUCACUGCUCGCCUUAUCGGCACUCCUGCUCUGCACAUUACACCAGACAGCUGGGUCAGGCAGAUCUCAUCGCGCCAGCUCAGCAUCAUCAACACGAUCAUCAACAGCAUCCCCAUCGGAGGUGAGAGGCAGAAAUAAUGUGGGGACGCCCCAAAACUGGCUGAAACAGACUAAUAUCAGCUCCAACUAUGGCUCCAGUGACUCCAAUUACAGCCACGAAAGUAGGCCAUCACCAAAGCUGGAAGAGGUAACAGGCCAUAUGAAUAGCUCCUCUUUCAACACCAGCAGAGGCAAUAUUACUACUGUGAUAUCUGAAAGGUCUGGCAGGGCACCAAGCUGGGGCCCAGAGGAAGGGGUGUCACCGCUGUGUGCCUACCGAGUGAUUGAGGGUGGCAUUGGGGGCCAGCUGUGUUUUCGAGACACACUGUUUGGGUACAAGUGUCGUAAGGGAGACUGCAGGACAGUGGUGUCUUUGGGGAAUCUGGUGGCAAAUAUUCUAAUCAAUGGCAGCGUACUGUUACAGUGGACCCAUGAGGGAGAAUCCACGAUUGAUGGCCGAGGUAUAAAGACAGAAGAGACUGCAGGUGGUCAAAAGAGCAGUGGGGAUCCUGGGAUGAAUUUAACCAGAGAGGAAACUAUACGAUCAAACACUGUUUUCAGUGGCCGACGCCAUAGACGUAGAGGCUACGAGUUGAGCUGCUGGUGGAACGGAAGCUAUACUCAGUUUGAGUGUGCUGGGGUCCAUCUUGGAUCUGGCUGCAGGGACUUUCUACUGACCGAGCUGCAUGAGAACAUCCCCUACAGACUUUGCCUGCGUUCCCUGGCCCGCUCCGAUCCAGCCCAGAAAGCAGACUGGCGGGAUUGUGUAGAGUUUACCCUGUCGCCGUCUGGGAUGCAGGAUAUUGUGAUCGCCAUGACAACAGUGGGGGGAGCUAUUUGUGUGAUGCUGGUCAUCAUCUGCUUGCUGGUGGCAUAUAUCACAGAGAACAUCAUGAGCCCCACGACACAGCACACAUACUCCUACCGCACUCAUUCGCGUCACUGAUGCACCUCUGAAUAAAUAAAAAGUCCUACAUUUAACAUCCGUGACCAUAUCAAAUCUCACAAUCAUGGUCCCUCAUCGUCCAAAACAAUUAUUUUUCAAUCAGCAACAUAAUAUGAUAUAUACAUCCUGUUAUGACUGAAUUGAAGCACAAUCUACUGUGGCUCUGCAAAUAACAUGCCUUGUCAACCUCUGCGAGGAUGCACUGAACCAAAAGUACUGAUGACCUACAUUCAGUAAAUCCAGUAGUUUACUGUGCUAUGUUUUUGUUCAAGGUUGUCUGCGAUUGAGUUUGUCAGUCUGUGUGCUGGCAGCAUUUAAACAGCAAUACAAUUAACAAAAUGGCUUUUAGUACAUCAGAAACAGCAGUUUUGCUAAGUGUGCAGCCUGUGAACAUGUCCAGACUGGUUCUGUCCUUGCUGGGUCACAGAAAAAUAAAAUUUUAUUGAAUAACAUUUUUCCACUUGAAUAAAUCAUCCCAUCCAUCUUGUUUUGCUUUUAGAUCCUGCACACAGUAUGUAUUUGUACCAUUUUGUGAAGGGCAAUACAAUCUGGUGUACAAUCUCCAAAUACUGUGCCAAAGUUAG
Messenger RNA from Toxotes jaculatrix (banded archerfish), 1924 nucleotides. It is a transcript of the gene fndc10, whose product is annotated as fibronectin type III domain containing 10. The coding region runs from base 276 to 1340 and encodes 354 amino acids. Lineage: Eukaryota; Metazoa; Chordata; Actinopteri; Toxotidae. The transcript has 2 exons. The record is from RefSeq and is a predicted model, not a curated record.